Telopea speciosissima is the source of this 2245-nucleotide messenger RNA. RefSeq names its product cation/calcium exchanger 4-like. Gene Ontology annotation, molecular function: monoatomic cation transmembrane transporter activity. The record is from RefSeq and is a predicted model, not a curated record. Bases 175 to 2097 code for a protein of 640 amino acids. Gene Ontology annotation, cellular component: membrane. NCBI's taxonomy places the organism in Eukaryota, Viridiplantae, Streptophyta, Magnoliopsida, Proteales, Proteaceae. The transcript has a single exon. Gene Ontology annotation, biological process: transmembrane transport; monoatomic cation transport.
CUAUUGCUAUUCCUUUGAUCUCCCAAAUGCCAAACUAGGGUUUCCUUUUCAUGCAUUGAAACCUAGAAAUUUUAUGCUCCGAAUUUGGUAAUUGGGUCUCGUGCUAAGAUUUCUGCAUUAUCCAUGUCAUAUAUCUGAAUAAUUUAUGAGAGUUUGAGGAUUAGGAGCAGAUAAAUGGGAGAACUGAACAUCACGAGACAUCGACUUGGUCGAAUUUGUAUUGGGAUAUGCACUCUUGUCCUACUUUUCUUUUUCUACAAUCGGGAAGAUAUCCUUAGGAAUCCAUUCCUCAGGCAAGCCUCUUUAACUCUUCCACCUCGAUGGAACUCAAUAGGCGAUCAUAUAGAGCUGAUUCACAGGCGAGCAAUGGCAGUUGGUGGUAACUCGUCCGCUUAUAACAUUGGGGUUGCAGAUCAUGCACCGUGUAUUGGGUUAUCUGAUUACCAGGGCUCCAAGAACAAAUGUGAGUACCUCAAAGCAAAUCCAGAGUGCUCGUCUGGAGGAUUCUUGGAUUAUAUAAGGUUCUUCUACUGCAACUGUAAGAAUAUUAGGAUGUGGGGCUACGCAAUUUUAGGUUUAUGGCUUGCAGCUCUGUUCUUUCUGUUGGGUAACACUGCUGCUGACUACUUUUGUUGUUCUCUGGAGAAACUUUCAUAUCUGUUGAAGCUUCCACCAACAGUUGCUGGGGUUACUCUCCUUCCACUUGGAAAUGGAGCUCCUGAUGUGUUUGCUAGCAUUGCCGCUUUCAUGGGUUCAGAUGCUGGUGAUGUGGGUCUUAAUAGUGUGUUGGGUGGUGCUGUUUUCGUGACUUGUGUUGUUCUUGGGAUUGUUUCUCUCUUUGUUGCAGAUAAGAAAAUUCAGAUUGAUCGGAAAUGCUUUAUCAGGGAUCUCAGCUUCUUUCUAUUUACUCUGCUAGCUCUUUCUCUGAUCUUGUUUAUCGGUAAAGUGAGUGUUGUGGGUGCAAUUGCCUUUGUCUUGAUAUACAUGGUGUAUGCUUUCUCAGUUGCCGCAAAUGAGAUUUUGAGGAAACAUGCUCGGAGGUUAAGGUUGGAUGCUGUGACACCUUUGCUGCCAGUAAGAGGAAGUAUCUUCUCUCAUGGGACUGAAGAGGAUGAUUCUAUUUACAGCUCACUGCUUGAUAUAGAUACUCACACCAGCACACCACAUCUCCAUACUACAUUGCCACAGUGGAUGUGGGCUUCAAAUGUUGCAAUUUAUUCAGAUCAUUCACUGAAGUCUGGUUUGACAGAUAGCCCAAGGCCUUUAUGGGGUUGGAGUGAUGAGGACACCGAGAUUGACAGUCCAUUGGUUUCCUGUUCUAAAUUACUUGAGAUGAUGAAGAUGCCCUUGAUAAUCCCAAGACAAUUGACUAUUCCAAUAGUUGAAGAGGAACGGUGGUCUAAAGGAUAUGCUGUAGCCAGUGCGUUUUUGGCCCCCAUUCUCCUGGCCUUACUGUGGAACACCCGUGACAAUGUGAGUUCUCGAAGUGGAACUACUGUGUAUGUUAUUGGUGUUCUAUUCGGUGCUAUACUCAGUGUUCUUGCAUUUAUGUUCACGAGAUCUGAUCAGCCACCUCGCAAGUUCUUAUUUCCAUGGGUUUUUGGAGGUUUCAUGAUGAGUAUCAUCUGGUUCUACAUUAUUGCCAAUGAGCUUGUCGCUCUCUUGGUUGCAUUAGGUGUAAUUUUAGGAAUCAACCCCUCAAUCCUUGGAUUAACCGUACUAGCAUGGGGGAACUCAAUGGGUGAUUUAACGUCAAACAUUGCUCUGGCGAUGAAUGGUGGGGAUGGUGUACAGAUAGCUCUUUCAGGAUGCUAUGCAGGGCCCAUGUUCAACACGCUUGCUGGUUUGGGGAUCUCAAUGCUGCUCGGGGCCUGGUCAAAGAGGCCUGCUUCUUAUAUGGUGCCACAAGAUAGUAGCUUGUUUUAUACAAUUGGAUUUCUUGUGUUAGGUCUUAUUUGGGCUCUUAUUGUUCUACCACGAAAUGAUAUGCGUCCUAACAGGAUGUUAGGAGUAGGUCUUAUAACCCUCUAUUUGAUAUUUCUCUCUGUUAGAGUGAGCAAUGCUGUUGGUGUUGUCUCACUGGCUGGUCUAAGUUGACAUUUGGUUUGUUCAUACUUAGAAGAAAGUAGAGAAAAUGAUGAAUUGCAGACUGGUUGAAAUAGAAAAUUUAGUUGAUAGACCAUUGAUGCUGGUUCUUUUUAUCAAUAAAGUUCUGCAGGAGAAGUAUUAUUCAGCUGUUGGAUGC